GGAGCGGGGAAGCCUCCUGGGCAGGGCGGAGCGGAGGCCGGCCCCGCCGUGUCAUAGCGGCCCCGCCGGGCCGGGAGGCGAUCGCCAUGGAAACCCAGGCCCCGGUUCCGCCCCUGCCCGCCGGGGAGAGCGGCGGUGGGGCGUGGGUACCGCCGGGAGCCCGGCCGGAGCUGCGGCUGGGCCGCUGGGAGGCGGCACCCGCCCCGGCGGCUCCCGCCCCGGGCACCGCCAGGUAGAGCGCGGGGCGGGGGCGCUUCCCGGGCCGGGAAGGAAGGGGGGGCGGGUGGGGCGGGGCGUGCGGCGCGCAGGCCGGGCCCGCUCCCCCGCCGCCUGCAGCCGCAGCCCGGCCGCCCACCUGGUGCCAGGUGCCCGCCCGCCCGCCAUCUUCUCCCGGACCCCCGGCGCCCGCCGCCCCGCGCCGUGUCCCGCGGCUGCCCGGCGGCCCCCCGCGGCAGCGGAGGGGAGCUCAGAUCAGCUCAGCUCGCCAGGGCGGGGCUUGUUUCUCGUCCCCGAUCCUCACGGAGAGGCCCUGACGUGUUGCCAUGGCCGAGGGAGGCGCGGCGGCGGCGUGUUUCAGCGAGGAUGAUUUUUACUGUCCCGUCUGCCAGGAGGUGUUCAAGACGCCCGUGAGGACCGCGAACUGCCAGCACGUGUUUUGCAGGAAGUGCUUCUUGACAGCUAUCAGAGAAAGUGGAACACAUUGUCCUCUCUGCCGGGGGAGCGUGACUAAAAAAGAAAGAACAUAUCCCAAAAGGGCUCUAGAUGUUGAAAACAGUAUGAAGAAAGCUUCUGGGGGCUGUAGAUGCUGUGAGAAGCAGGUUAGAUUUUCGUGGAUGAGACAGCAUUAUAAAACGUGUAAGAAGUAUCAGGAUGAAUAUGGUGUUUCUUCUAUUAUUCCAAACUUACAGAUUUCCCAGGAUUCGACAGGGAACAGCAGGAAUGAUGCAAUAUCUGAUAAUGGCGAGAUGGCUAAUAAUCAAAUACUUCAAGGAGAAACAAGUGGACACCCAACCUUCAAAUGCCCCCUGUGUCAGGAAGCCAAUUUUACCAGACAACGCUUGCUGGAUCACUGUAAUAAUAGACAUCUUUAUCAGAUAGUUCCUGUAAUCUGUCCUAUUUGUGUAUCUCUUCCUUGGGCAGAUACUAACCAGGUUACUAGAAAUCUUGUUAGCCAUCUAAAUCUAAGACACCGGUUUGACUACGGAGAAUUUGUGAAUCUUCAGCUUGAUGAAGAAGCCCAAUACCAAAAUGCAGUUCAAGAAUCCUGUCAUGUGAACUUUUAAAGUAUAGCCCCCCUUCAUCUUACUGAUUAUUUGAGAGAAAAAUUACAUUAAUUCUGUUGGUGAUUUGAAGUGUAUAUUAAUAAAAAUGGUAUUCAUUAACCACUUUGCAGGUUUAACUUUUUUCCGCGCUCAUAAGGACUUUUCAUAAAUGAUUUUGCUGAAACUCAAACCGUUGUCUUGAUUUUCUCUGACUUUUACUACUCUGUUAAUUACAUGGUUUCUUUUAUUAAUGUCAGAUAUUUUAAUUCACCAAAACCAACUUUGAAAGUAUCUUUAAAAAGGCAUGCAAAGAUGCUCUGUUGCACUGUUGAGUUUCUUUAAGUUCAGCUGUCCUCUGCUAAGAUAUCUAUGAGAUAAUAAUUUUUUUUCUCCUCCUGCCCAAGGACAAGGUUUUAUUUGAUGCUGUGAUUUGUUUUUUACCAUUACUAUGUGAAUGAAAAUAACAACAACUUAAAAAUAUUUGUUUUCUAUAGAUCAACAAUGCAGAGCAGGUUUUUUUCACCUUUCAUUGAGAAAGUAUGAUGCCAUUGCCUAGGAAUAGUUACAUCUAUUUUUUCCCUUUUUGGAGCAUAACUGAAAUAGGAUGCUUGCUUACUAAUGGGUGAGGAGUUUUCCCUGUACUCCCAACUAUUAAGGACAUACUUUCUGAGCAAUUCAAGAUGACAUGCAAAAGGUAUACUUUUUCGGUAUAUGACUGACCAGCUAGUUUUUCAUUUUGUUGGAGCUUUUUAAGAACUUUUGUUGUUGCAUUUGGAAUUCAAGUUUUGGUUUGUCCUGUCUUUCAUGGAAGGCUGUGUAACUGGAGAACUAAUUGGCUUCAGACCUACCAACACUCAGAAAUGAACUUGUUUAUUUUGGUAAGACUGUUUAAAACUUGGACAUCUCCUGCAUCCAGUUGAGAAGAAAAACUUGCUCUAAAAUAGUUACCAACACAUUUUAAGAGUUCCUAUUCUAGAUUUCCAUGUUCCCAGCAAGUCCGUCAUUAAAAUCAGAGAAAACAGAGCAAUAAUGCGAUUUUGAAUUUAAGUGGAAAAUCCAUUUCUAAAAGAACUGUAAGGUCUUUUAUUUAAUACUAAUUAGGAGAAGGGGAAAGAAAGCUGCACAGCUUACAUUUUGGAGGUUUAAAUAGAGACUGUUCUGAAUGUAUACCUUUUAGGACUAACUCUUCAUCCUGUGUCACCAUCACCCAUUGUUAAACUAUUGUUCGUAAUGGGUAUUGUAUAUGUGGUGGAAAACAUCCCCUGUAAUUAUCCUAGUCUAGUUAGUGAUUUAUGUGUAAUAAUAUCAGUUGUGCAGCCGAAGCACAAUCUGCUUCUUGUGCCCUAGCUCCGAUUUGCUCUCCAAACAGAAGUUUUGAUUAUUCUUUAAAUACUGGGAUAUUUCAUAUUCCAAAACUGGUAAGUUUGAAAUGCCUCAUUCAGCAAUGUAAUGGGUUUCAGAACUGAAUUUUCAUGCUAGUAUGUUGAGUGUUGGAACUAAAACACUAUACACUGUAACUUGACAUUUCUACCUUAUAUUUUUUAAGAGUGUCAAAUAUUACUGAAGCCAUAGCUGGCUAAAAUACAGAGGAAGUUGGCUAUUUCAGAAAUGUCUAAAGGUUAUAUCCUUUUUAUACAACUUAACAUGCCUUGCAUUUUGUUACUGGCUUAAUACAGUAUUUUGACAGGAGGCCAUGCUUGAUCUUGUACUCCAGCUUCCCUGUUUGCCCCCCAUACUCUUGUCUGUGUAUUCUCACUCAUCUUUCAGCUCUAGUGCUCGUGUGACCACAUACUGAUUUGGAGUGGUUCACUGAUCCAACUGAAAAGGUUGUUCAGAUUUUUGCUCUCUCUUUUGCUCUAUAAAGCCAACUAUGAAAUAGCGCCCUUAGACAUAAAGGGAUUUCAAGGUAGCCUGAUGCUAAAGUUUUAGCUUUUUAAAAUAAAAACACAUACCGUGGUGAUUUUAUUACUGCAUACAUUUCUUAAGGAAUUUAAUAGUUACAUGUAAGUUUAGUUAACUUUUUUAGAUUCAAUAAAAUAUUUAUAUGAUCUGGCAAUAAAUGCCUACAGCCAAUACAGAUUCAGAAUGCUUCAUGGACACUGGAACUAGUUAUUUCUAUUACUUGAAUAUAUCUUGAGAAUUGCAAAUGAAAUGACAUCUAUUUUAAAACUCUGGGAAACAAAUUUUUCUAUAGCAAUAAUUAGUUGUCACUUGAUGCAUAGUUGCUGAGCAUUUUAGUCAUGUCUAAAUGUUGAGAGACUUGAAUACACAUUUUAAAGCAACCAAUGUGUAUAAAUGCAAUAUAAAAAACCUUACAAAAUGUUUAUCCUCUCUAUUUGCAUACAUUAAAAUCUGUAUUGGCAGGUGCUGCCUUGCUUAAAAUUUUAUACUUUUCAUAUGAAGAGAUUGCAUCCAAUACAUUCACUAGGUAAGUGUUUAAUGAAAAUGAAGCAGUCUAUUUAAGUAUGCUGCUGUUGGUCAUGAUCUUUCUCACUGAAAUGCAGACAUGCACAAAAAGCUGUGUAUUUGUGAUGGGUGAUGCUUGUACUUGAAACAUGCAAUCUUUACUAGAAGACUGCUGCUUAACAAUGUUUUCAUGUUCAUGUUGCAUUGUGUAUGGUUUCAAUAUUAUAUAUUAUGGUUUGAAUUGUACCUUCUAUUUUUUCUCCUAUUAAAGUAUUUUAUUUUC
Aquila chrysaetos chrysaetos is the source of this 3951-nucleotide messenger RNA. RefSeq names its product ring finger protein 138 (gene RNF138). The record is from RefSeq and is a predicted model, not a curated record. The transcript has 7 exons. Bases 543 to 1283 code for a protein of 246 amino acids. NCBI's taxonomy places the organism in Eukaryota, Metazoa, Chordata, Aves, Accipitriformes, Accipitridae.